Messenger RNA from Dendronephthya gigantea, 2622 nucleotides. RefSeq lists its product as uncharacterized. NCBI's taxonomy places the organism in Eukaryota, Metazoa, Cnidaria, Anthozoa, Malacalcyonacea, Nephtheidae. The coding region runs from base 355 to 2622 and encodes 755 amino acids. Gene Ontology annotation, cellular component: nucleus. The record is from RefSeq and is a predicted model, not a curated record. Gene Ontology annotation, biological process: poly(A)+ mRNA export from nucleus. The transcript is spliced from 2 exons.
GCUGGCUACGCCACUGUAUAUAUCAGUAUACUACUAAUUACUAAAGCGCCUGGGUAAAAUUGCUCUAUUUUACUUUCAAGAGUCAGACGUUUUCCAGUUUUGAAACUGCUGGAACUGUUCACUGAUUACAUGUGUUUAGAAAAAGAUGAAAUUAAAAACACUCUCAGGUGACGUCAACUGAGUUGACUGUACUUCUGCUCAAUACAAUAGUUUUCAAUUACAAAAUUUGGUAACAUGAACUAGUCACUAAAUAUAAACACGACAGUCACAAGACAGGGUAGAAUAUUCGCCUCGGUAAGCACAAUAUUGAUCAAAUAUAAGCAGCAUAUAAGCUUUAAUUAAUCAGUGGUCGACAUGUCGGACGUUCUCAAAAGUGUGUUAGGUUUAGUCCUUAAUAAAGCCCGUAGUGCGGCAGCCAGUUAUCUUAGCGAUGGAGACCUGACGGACGAAGAAUUACGACAGAAAAUCAUCUCAGAUAUUGACGAAAUAAAGUCAAGCCUUCGAGGUUUGUCGAGGCAACCUCUCAACAGAAGUUUCUGCUUUUUAAAAGAAGGUAUCUCUCGUUUGGUAACGGCCGUUCGAAAUACAACUUCAGGCAAACAAAAUGAACGGGCAGACAUCACUGAUGCCGCCGAACAGUUUGUAGCAGGGGCUGGUGCGUCAAUCUCUCAGCAAACAAAACAACGUCCUGCAGACGAAGCUUUGUCAUCUUCAACUUUUGAAAUUGUUUCGCAAGAACGCUGGGCUGAUGCGAAGGAAUCAUUCAGAAAAUCACGAGAACAAGCAACAAUCGCAUUUGGUAACACGGCUUUGAGAAUAAAGGACAUGAUAAUGGCUUGCAAGCUUCGUAUUGUCAGCAGUAUUCUUGAAAAGUUUCUUGAUGAUCCAGAAGCUGCCGCUCGAGACUGUUUACUGUAUGUUCAAGAACUACACGACUUACCAGCUGUUCGCCAAACAUUCACGGUUCACGUCAGAGGAGGAUUCAAAAGAAAACGAAGUGAGAUCGUUGCUUCCGUAGAGGCAAUAAAUAACGUCUUACUAGAAUUUAUGUUGGAAUUUAUCCUGGAAUUUACACAGAAAAUGGUUCAUUAUCAUCACGUUAAAUGGCCAGUGAUACAACUGACUGACAGCGAAUAUCCGAGGGAACAUAUCGUUGUGGACAUACAUACGGUGAAAGAAAUAAAAGAAAAGAGAGAAUGGGAACAAAUGAGAAAAAGAUGGCCCAAAGUUGAGUUUAGCAGUGAAAGGAUCUCUACUUGCGGUUCUCCAGAGGCUGUUGAUAGCGAAGGAUUUAUCCAUUGGAAAUUACGUGAUAUCCGUUUUUUAGAGCAUGAGCGUAGGGAUGUGGUUCUGUCUGUGGAUAUCAGCCUGAAUGACCAUAUUUAUACCUUAUGUCGUGUAACUGAUGCGGAUUACGUAAAGAAAGCAGAUUCAGAUUUGAAAUUAACUGUGGAUGAUGGGACAGAUAAAUGCCGUGCAAUUACGGAGGGUCUUCCGUCGGCAAAACCUGACACUUGCUGGGUCAUGCGUGUGGUGGAGAAUAACAUUGUUUUGUGCAAUUGUUUUGGAGAGGUGUUUGUCUUCACGUUGGGCGCUCAGGAUCGUCUGAAUAUGGAAUGUUCGCUCUCCUUGCCUUCAUUUAAUAGUUCUCAUGGGAAACCUUGGCACGGUACGGAACGAACUGAUGUUUUUAUGUGCGUUACAAACAAACGUGAAGUCAUGAUUACCACACGGGGCGGGGAAAAGGUGUAUAUCUGCUCAAUCACAGACGAAGGACAGAUAGAACCAAUAAUUCAGGUGCCUCUGGAAGAACUUGAGGUAGAAUCUAGAGUUCUGGGUCUGGCGUUUGACCCUACACAUGAGGAAGAUAUUGUUGUUUUGAGAAGCAUCCCAUGCGAGUAUUUACCCAGAGGUUUUCAUGAAAGAAUUUAUAUUUAUUCAAGAAAUGGGAAAAUACAAGAUUUUUGCAGGCUUCCCGAAAGAGACUCAAGGUAUUUUCGGUGUUUUCUGUCCAAUCCCAAAGGUUUUGUUGCCGUUGUUCAAUAUUCGAUAUUCGAGAAAGACGUAUAUUUCUACAGCUUGGUUGGAGAAGUUUGCAUACGCCCCAAGGAUGAGGAGGAGGAGGAGGAGGAGGAGGAGGAGGAGGAGGAGGAGGAGGAGGAGGAAGAGGAAGAGGAGGAAGAGGAGGAAGAGGAGGAGGAGGAGGAAAAAGAGGAGGAGGAAGAGGAGGAGGAGGAGAGGAGGAGGAAGAGAGGAGGAGGAAGAGGAGGAAGAGGAGGAGGAGGAGGAAGAGGAGGGGGAGGGGGAGGAGGAGGAGGAGAGGAGAGAGGAGGAGAGGAGGAGGAGGAGGAGGAGGAGGAGGAGGAGGAGGAGGAGGAGGAGGAGGAGAGGAGGAGGAGGAGGAGGAGGAGGAGGAGGAGGAUGAUAUAUGCUGAGGAGGAGGAGGAGGAGGAGGACGAGGAGGACGAGGAGGACGAGGAGGACGAGGAGGACGAGGAGGACGAGGAGGACGAGGAGGAGGAGGAGGAGGAGGAGGAGGAGGAGGAGGAGGAGGAGGAUAUAUUCAGUAAUUGGGCAGUAAUUCUGUUUUCCUGUUGCGUUAACCUGCUGGAGGAGGAAUAG